ACACACAUACGUGUGUGUACAAUAUUUAAGUAAUUCUGGAAAGAUAGGAUGGAAUCCUUAGGCCAUCAAAUCCACCCAAUCUUCUUACUUGUAAAGCCUAUAAUGGUUUUCAGGCCAUCCAUUACCCACAAAAAUCACCUGAAAACAACUACCAUCAUACUCAAAAACGGUCAGAUCCAGUGUGGCUCGCUACCGAAGCCGGUUGCCCGGAUCAUGGGAUCUCGUGAGCCGGAAUUGGAUCUACAUGAUUGGAUUCCGCCACAAUUCAGGUGGCCAGAUUGGUGGACCCCACCACCGAAGCCCGGUGCCUAUGCGAUGACAUUGGAAAAGCCAGAUCAGGAGCAAGUAUUGGAUGCAGACCGUUGGAUUUCGCCAGAUCAGGAGCAAGUAUUGGAUGCAGACCGUUGGAUUUCGCCAGAUCAGGAGCAAGAAUUGGAUGCAGACCAUUGUGUUUCGCUGCAUUUUGGAUGGUCGAGUAGGUGGGCCCCAGUAGUGAAUCCAGAAGCCCGAGUCAUGGCGUCUGAUGAGCUCAAUGAGCCCGAUCAGAAGCAGGAAUCGGACCUAGACCGUCGGAUCUUGGCACCAGAAGGGGAUGAUGGGGGCGAAUUGGGGUUGGCUGAGGAGCUGGAGCACUUGGAGGAAGAGGCAAUCGCAGGUGAAGAUGUGGGCCGGGAUGCGAUGGAUUAUGAUCGAAGGGCCCACCUCUUCGAUGAGAGCGCACGUGUCUUUCAGGAUCUCAAGGAACGUGAUGACCACUCUAGUGGGCCAUGAAUCGAUGGUGGGUACUAGUACGUAUGUGUAAAUAUCCAAUGUACCAUAUUAGAAGAUUAGCAGGAUGCUCAGGGCUGUGAAUUGCUCGGGCUGACCCGACAGGCCUUCGGGUUCUGCUCCUCGUUGGUCCGGGCUCUCCUGAAGUAUCUGGCCCGUGGUCGUGUUCGGGCUUAAAGCUCCAGCCUGUUUUAAAAGCAAGCCAGGCUUAGACAUAGCUCACCAAAGCCUGCUAUCCCGGCCUGGCUCGUUAAUCCUUAAGAAGUUUAAAUUUAAAUAAAAAAAUUUCCUCCUUCCAAAAUUUAAAA
Messenger RNA from Magnolia sinica, 1076 nucleotides. RefSeq lists its product as uncharacterized. Lineage: Eukaryota; Viridiplantae; Streptophyta; Magnoliopsida; Magnoliales; Magnoliaceae. Bases 49 to 771 code for a protein of 240 amino acids. The record is from RefSeq and is a predicted model, not a curated record. The transcript has a single exon.